UGCCCGGGGUGCAGCGGGACGGUGGGAGCCACGUGAGGGACGGGAGGGACGUGGCUCGGCGGCCCUGGCCAGGGCUCCCUGGGACUGGAACCUUGCCCGGUGUGCCCCCUCCUGCCGGGGAUCCCGAGCACGGGGAAGACGGUCCGCCAGGAUCCCAGGUCCCGGGCCACCCUGGACCGCCGGGAACCCUUCGACUGCUCCCAGCGCCAGGCGGGGACUGGAUCUCCUCCGCCACCUCGGAGCAGGCCACCAGGUAUUUAUUCAAGAGAAAUGCAGCCUGUGUGCACACGGACCUUCAUACAUGAACACUCACAUCAGCUCCAUUCAUAACAGCUCCACGUGGGAAACAGCUCAAGUAAGUCUCCAUCAUGCCAGGCAUCCUGAACCUCGUUACCCAGGGAGGCUGAGCCGCCAACCCCUCGGCACCCAGAGGACGCCGGUGGCCGGACAUGGGAGCCCGACCCUCGCGACGGCAGGUGCCCGAAGCUCCGCGCGUGACUCUGGCCACGCUGCCCCCGGAGCUGCUGGUGCAGGUGCUGAGCCACGUGCCUCCCCGCGCGUUAGUGACGCGCUGCCGGCCCGUGUGCCGAGCCUGGCGCGACGUGGUGGAUGGCUCGAGCGUGUGGCUGCUGCAGCUGGCCCGCGACCGCAGUGCGGAGGGCAGAGCCCUCUACGCCUUGGCCCAGCGCUGCCCCGCCGACGAUGACCAUCAGGACGAGUUCCCGUUCUGCGCUCUGGCCCGUUUCUGCCUGCGCGCACCGCUGGGUCGCAACCUCAUCUUCAACUCCUGCGGAGAGCAGGGCUUCAGAGGCUGGGAAGUGGAGCACGGAGGGAACGGCUGGGCCGUGGAAAAGAAUUUGACAGUGGUGUCAGGCGCUCCUUCCCAGACCUGCUUUGUGACUUCUUUUGAAUGGUGCUUCAAGAGGCAGCUGGUGGACCUGUUGAUGGAGGGAGUAUGGCAGGAGCUACUGGACAGUGCCCAGAUUGAGAUCUGCAUAGCUGACUGGUGGGGCGCCCGUGAGAACUGCGGCUGUGUCUACAGGCUGCGGGUCCGCCUGCUGGAUGAAUAUGAAAAUGAAGUGGUCAAGUUCUCGGCCUCACCCAACCCAGUACUUCAGUGGACUGAGAGCAGCUGCCGACAAGUCUCGCAUGUCUUCACUGACUUUGGCAAAGGCAUCCGAUAUGUGUCUUUUGAGCAGUAUGGGAGAGACACGCGUUCCUGGGUGGGACACUACGGUGCCCUUGUGACCCACUCCAGUGUGCGCCUCAGGAUCCGUCUGUCCUAGCUGACCAGCGCUUCAGGACUUCCAGGACGUACUGCCUUCUCCCGGAUGUUAGUCAGAGGUGGCUCUGCAGCCCGCCCCAGCUGAACAAAAAAGGGGGACCCUGUGUGGCUCCCCUCCACACUUGCUGUCUCAGCAUCACGGCCCUCCUGCUGUGACACACCAGGGACCUAACCAGCUUGUCUGUAGCUUCCUUCUCUCCUCAAGCAGGGACCACCUUACCGUGACAGGCAUCUCUAGGUUACUGAGCCCGAGAACUGCUUCAUGUAUGGAUGCCAGUGGGUAAACUGUGUCCAAACAAAAACAGGCCAAGCCAGACCUGAUAGCACACACUUCUGAUCCCAGCACUCUCGGGAGAGGUAGGAGGAUCAUGAGUUCAAAGUCACCCUCAGCUAUGUACUGAGUUCCAGGCCAGCCUGAGCUGUGAGACCACGUCAAAAAACAAAACAUCCAAUAGACCAAGCUCAGAAUAUAACGAAAGGAGAAAGCGACUUAUAAGGAGACAGUGACUUUUUAAAAAACAUUUAUUUUAAUUGUGUGUCAGUGUGUGAAUAUGUACAUGUGAGUGUGGGAAUCCACAGAAGGAACUGGAGUUACAGAUGGGUUGAAAGAGACAUUCACAAUGAUUUCUUCAGUUUGUAUAGACCAGUGGUUCUCAGCCUUCCUAAUGCUGUGACCCUUUAAUACAGCUCCUCAUGCUGUGGUGACCCCAACCAU
Messenger RNA from Peromyscus leucopus (white-footed mouse), 2000 nucleotides. It is a transcript of the gene Fbxo17, whose product is annotated as F-box protein 17. NCBI's taxonomy places the organism in Eukaryota, Metazoa, Chordata, Mammalia, Rodentia, Cricetidae. Gene Ontology annotation, cellular component: cytoplasm; SCF ubiquitin ligase complex. Gene Ontology annotation, biological process: glycoprotein catabolic process; SCF-dependent proteasomal ubiquitin-dependent protein catabolic process. The record is from RefSeq and is a predicted model, not a curated record. The transcript is spliced from 7 exons. Gene Ontology annotation, molecular function: ubiquitin protein ligase activity; protein binding. Bases 450 to 1286 code for a protein of 278 amino acids.